AUGGUUCAGUUCCGGUAGGCUUAAGAACCAUUUAUGUGUUUCAUUACUCAAUUUCCUAUCUGUAAUGACAAUCAAACGUUGCGAUCUCAACGACACAUAAACUGGUUUACUUAAGUAACCUCACCAUCUUCCUGGUCCUUAGCUUAUGCCCACAUCAUAGGACCAUUCGAACAGCUUGUCACGUCACUCUCUAGACAAUGCAUAACACAAAAGUCAAGUUAACUAAUCGUUACAAUUGCGGGGUGAAUGAAUUUUUAAAUUAAAAGUAAGAGAACCUGUGAUGAUGAAACAAGUGCGGUUUUAAGCAAACGGAAAGUACCUAAAAUAGUUUCGUUUUUAUGAUGAGCAUCCCUGUUAGCCUGUGUGUAAUCGUUAUUGUGUUUUGUAAAUGCAUGUCGAUUGUAUAAAUUUAUAUAUCGAUAUAUAAGUUCGUAUUCGUUACUCCGGUAAAUACUUAUUCUACUUAGUCAGUUCAUAGUGCACAGCUUUACACAACUAUAAUCCUUUUUGUAACCAAUAAAGAAUAGAAUAAAAACAUAAAAAUUUUCUUCUGUAGAUUCGUUGUGCUCAGAACAAUUGCAAAACUAAGAACGACUGCAAAUGUCACCAUGGUUAUAAAGGCCAACGAUGACACAACACGUGAGUUAAUAGCCGAUUGCGACGUAACUAUCCAUUUACCUUUAUUUAUCAGCUAGUGAUAAACAACGAAACAAGUGUUCAGGCUUUCAAUCGUUUGGGUUAGGAAAGGCUGAAAAUAGAGAUUUCUAAACAUGUAACUCCUUUAAUUAAAAAAGAUCCUGGACAAUAUUCAGCUCUGACGGAUCCACACCCAUCCGUGGAACAAGUUUCGGGGAAGGGUCAGUUGAACCCUCCGUGGGUUCUUGCUAUUUUAAAAUAUUUGUAAAGACGAAAUCUCAAACAAUUAGACUGCAGUGAGGUCUUUAAGAUGAUAUAAAUGUUAUGGUCCUCGGUGUUGUUGGGAACAAGUGAAAAGGGUCACCAUAUUGGAUCUUGCAGAAAACUCAGAUUUCUGCAAAUAGUUUUCAUGCCUGAGAUUUUUUGUCAGUGUUCCACAUCCUCUACAAAAAUUAAAGUACAUGCACUUCCGUCUAAAACUGGCUAGACCUGACGUCACUUAUGACGUCAUAUCUCCUAGCAAUAACAACCAAUUGUCGGCACAGUUUUCAGUAUAAUGAAAACUGACGCAACGAUUUUGUUACAGAGGCUAUGGGUCAGCCAUGUCAAGCGGCUCUCGCUGUUUUAGGUCUGUGCUAAACUCAUCACUAAAAUAGUGCCAUCACCCAAGCACAAAAUGAUCCGUUAAAGAAGAUAUCAAACAAGUUUCAUCAGGGAGCACUAAACAAUAAUAAUUAAUAAUAAUGGUGAUUUUUGCGGGCACUGAGCACUGAUUAAAACUUGAAAAAAAUGGGCCCAAUAUUUUUCAAGUUUCAAGACACGUCCAUCCAUGCCAUCCUUAAUAACUGACUACAGGGAAUAGUUUCAAUGCCUAACUUAGUCUUAGAUAUUGAUGCGAAGACACAUUCAGUUAGCUUUAUACAAAGAUAGCAACUAAUAUGACAUAGCUUUUUAAGGUUUGCGUUUAAAGGGUAUUGUCUCCCGUCAUUUCUUUUUCUUUGCUCCAAUGUAGACGGUAACCUCGUGACACGUUUCACUGUUUAGUCGUCUUUAAAUUUAGUUUUGGAAAGAUUAAAUAAUAUUCAAUAGAUUCUUUUUCUCCUUUUGUGUCCAGAGAAACUUGGUUAUUUCUCUUCAAGUCCUGGUCAUUCCUGUAAGCACAUCCGGGACUCUGGUGAUUCAACAGGGGACGGAGAGUACUGGAUCGACCCUGAGAAAAAUGGCAGGCCUUUAAAAGUCCUUUGUCAUAUGACAACUGAUGGAGGUAAANUGCUAUUUUAAAAUAUUUGUAAAGACGAAAUCUCAAACAAUUAGACUGCAGUGAGGUCUUUAAGAUGAUAUAAAUGUUAUGGUCCUCGGUGUUGUUGGGAACAAGUGAAAAGGGUCACCAUAUUGGAUCUUGCAGAAAACUCAGAUUUCUGCAAAUAGUUUUCAUGCCUGAGAUUUUUUGUCAGUGUUCCACAUCCUCUACAAAAAUUAAAGUACAUGCACUUCCGUCUAAAACUGGCUAGACCUGACGUCACUUAUGACGUCAUAUCUCCUAGCAAUAACAACCAAUUGUCGGCACAGUUUUCAGUAUAAUGAAAACUGACGCAACGAUUUUGUUACAGAGGCUAUGGGUCAGCCAUGUCAAGCGGCUCUCGCUGUUUUAGGUCUGUGCUAAACUCAUCACUAAAAUAGUGCCAUCACCCAAGCACAAAAUGAUCCGUUAAAGAAGAUAUCAAACAAGUUUCAUCAGGGAGCACUAAACAAUAAUAAUUAAUAAUAAUGGUGAUUUUUGCGGGCACUGAGCACUGAUUAAAACUUGAAAAAAAUGGGCCCAAUAUUUUUCAAGUUUCAAGACACGUCCAUCCAUGCCAUCCUUAAUAACUGACUACAGGGAAUAGUUUCAAUGCCUAACUUGAGAGAUCUUGUUACCUGUUUCGUACGGCGACCUAAUCACCACCAACCUACGCUAAGCUGUAGACUCCGACCUGCGGACUGUCCCUAGGCCUUGUAGUUUUAGUUAAAUAGUUUGUAUUUAGAAUUUUCUAAUUUUGUGGUGGAAUAUUCGUUCGCACUCAGCUUUCCUGGAUAUAUGUUUAGGGAAUUUCAAUUUGAUUUCAAGCUAGUGAAACAUCACAUUUUGACAAUUUAUUAGGCAAACAGUUAAUAUCCAUUAUUCGGUCUUCCUUUCUCUUCAGUAAUUCCAUGCGUUGCCAUGUGGAGUUCUCGGUUUCUUAAACUCCAAAAAUCUGCUCGCAGUAAAAUUACACUUACGGCUUUUUAAAAUACUAUUUAAUACAAUGGGAGGACUUUGUGAAAUAAUCCAUGGCUUCGUUGAAAUUGCCUUUUAAAGUUCUAGGUUCAUUACGUUGAUGACUUCAAAUAUCCAGCUUUAACUCAGCUCAUAAGUAAUAAAACAGCAAGGAUGCUUGCACCUGGAAAUAAAAAAAAUUAUGUUGAAUUCAGGAGGCUGGCUUAAUGUUGCCACCUUAAAGAAAGCCGACUCUUCCCCUACUUGGACCGCUGAAAUUUCAUACCGCGGGAUCAGCAACUAUCAGAAUAACUUAAUGGCCAUUAGUACAAGUUCCAUGCGUCAACUCAGGUCGCACCUGAACUUCACUCAACUGAGAUUCCACUGCAGUAAAGAAAAUGGGUGCAUCUUUCACGUCAUCACGGUCAUUAACAGCACUGGGGAAGCUGUAGUCCAGUAUUUCAGCGGUCAGUCAAGUGUUCUGCAAGCCUCGUGUGGCUCGUUCAUUACAAUGAAGGACGACAACUCGUAUUUAGCUCAACAGUGUCACCGAUGGGGAAACGAUGGAUCACGACAUUAUGUUGGAAAAUGGGGUCACUUCAACAAAAACGGAGAACAACGAAUGUACGACCAUUCGGCGUUUGUUGCCCACCGAUAUCACUGGGUUGUUUAUAACAACGUAUGGCUCUGUGAUGAGUCAAGAGGCAAUGUCUUUGCAACUUCAACAGAAGAUUUCUGGAAAAUCUAUGUUCGCUGA
This is a messenger RNA of Porites evermanni, 3629 nucleotides long. Lineage: Eukaryota; Metazoa; Cnidaria; Anthozoa; Scleractinia; Poritidae. The record is from the annotation of a GenBank genome assembly.